This is a messenger RNA of Ziziphus jujuba (common jujube), 3255 nucleotides long. RefSeq lists its product as uncharacterized. The coding region runs from base 796 to 2784 and encodes 662 amino acids. The transcript is spliced from 10 exons. Gene Ontology annotation, biological process: glucan catabolic process. The record is from RefSeq and is a predicted model, not a curated record. Gene Ontology annotation, molecular function: beta-glucosidase activity. NCBI's taxonomy places the organism in Eukaryota, Viridiplantae, Streptophyta, Magnoliopsida, Rosales, Rhamnaceae.
AGCGUCACUCCGUUACUUUCUUUAUCAUUUUGCCGUUAACAACUGUUGCUAUUUGCUUUCUCUAAGAUGAGAGGCGCUAUUGGUGAAGAAAAGUUCAGAAACUUAGUGAGAGUAUUGUGAUUGAAUUGUUUCAAAAUAGAGAUGAGGAUAAUGAACAUCAAUGGUUCCCAAAGCCCAAAUCUUUCAUCAUCAAUAUUCUCUUUUCCGGAUCUCUUUCUUUGUUUAUUGUAUUUUCUAAGUGGUUCUUCAAAUUGAAUGAGAUUUGGGUCUUCCUGUUCCUCCUACUAACUGGGUCUCAAAGAGUUUUCAGAAUCUAAAAACUAUUUUUUUAAUUUUUUUUAAUUUUUUAUUUUAGCAAUGAACAAGCUGUGGUUUUUGUUUUAGUUGUUAUUUUUAUUUAUUUAUUUUCUGCUUUGGUGAAGAUGGGAUUAGGAGGGAUUUUGAGAACUGCCAUCAUUGGGGAUUAGAUGAGAAGUUGGAACUUAUUUCUGGACCUGGUUCGUAAAAUGAUGAGAAGGAAAACCUGAUAGAUAUAUUGGGCCGUGAGAUGUGUUUUUGACCACCCCCUAUAAGCAAGACGGUGUGAACAAAUCCAGGGGCAUCCACUUCGAAUGAGACGGACGAAAGUAACGGCAAUAAUUACGACGUGGACAUUAUUGAUUAGAGGGACGGAGAAACUGAAAGGCUUUGCGAAACUCUAUUUUAAAUGGAAUAAGUAGUCGAUUAUUACAAAGCAAAACACAAGAUUGGUUAAGUGGGCUUUUGCACCGCAUGCUCGGAGUUUGAUUAAGACCAAUGAACGACGUCCAAGUACUGGAAGACAUGAGAAUUCCAAUAUAUAGAAAUCCGGAGAUGCCGAUAGAAGUUCGGGUCAAAGAUUUGCUUCCUCGUAUGGAAUUGAAAGAGAAGAUCGGUCAGAUGACCCAAAUUGAACGCCGAGUGGCCAACCCACAAAUUCUUAGGGACUUCUGCAUUGGGGGUAUGCUAAGUUGUACUGGCAGCGGACCAUUUAAGAAGGCGUCGUCGGGUGAUUGGGCUGAAAUGGUGAACGACUUCCAAAAGGGUGCCGUUGAGUCACGGCUUGGGAUACCGCUGAUAUACGGUGUGGAUGCAGUACACGGGAACGGCAGUGUGGUUGGUGCCACUAUUUUCCCUCACAACAUUGGGCUUGGUGCCACAAGAGAUGAAAAUUUGGUACAUCGAAUUGGAAUUGCAACAGCUCAUGAAGUUAGAGCGAGUGGCAUUAACUGUACUUUUGCUCCAUGUGUGGCGGUAUGCAAAGAUCCAAGAUGGGGAAGAUCCUAUGAAAGCUACAGUGAAGAUACAGAAAUUGUAAGAAAGAUGACAUCCAUUGUUACAGGCUUGCAGGGGCAGCCACCCUCAGAAUACCCAAAGGACUACCCUUUUGUUAAGGGAAGAGACAAUGUUAUAGCGUGUGCGAAGCAUUUUGUCGGAGACGGAGGUACAAAAGGAGGUAAAAAUGAAGGGAAUGCUGAAAUAUCGGAGAGUGAAUUAACUGGGAUUCAUAUUAAGCCCUAUGUGGACUGUAUUUCUAAGGGAGUUUCAAUUAUUAUGCCUUCCUAUUCUAGCUGGAAUGGAAGAAAACUGCACGAGGAUUAUUAUCUUUUGACAGAAAUUUUGAAAAAUAAGCUUGGUUUUAUGGGUUUUGUGCUUUCCGAUUGGAAAGGAAUUGAUAGACUAAAGGAACCUCGUGGACUAGACCGCAGUUGCAUUGCUAGGGCCAUUAAUGCAGGAAUAGACAUGGUGAUGGUGCCUUAUGAGUUUGAAGAAUUUAUGAACCAUUUAACAUCUUUGGUCGAAUCGGGGGAAAUACCAGAGGCCAGGAUUGAUGACGCUGUUGAACGAAUCUUGAGAGUGAAAUUUAUUGCUGGUCUUUUUGAACAUCCUUUCACAGAUGCAUCUAAUUUGCUUCAUAAAGUUGGCUGCAAGUCGCAUAGGGAGUUAGCACGGGAAGCGGUUCGAAAAUCUUUAGUUCUGUUGAAGAAUGAAAAAAUUUCAGAUAAAUAUUUUCUUCCAUUAGAUAAAAAAGCAAAGAAAAUCCUUGUUGGUGGAACACAUGCUGAUAAUCUCAGAUAUCAAUGUGGAGGCUGGACGGUUAAAUGGCAAGGAAUACCCAAUGACACAACUAUAGAAGGCACAACAAUCUUAAAGGCUAUUAAUGAGGCAAUGGGAGAAAAUGUUGAAGUAAUUUAUGAGGAAUCACCGUCAAUAGACACUUUAUCACAACGAGAUAUAUCUUAUGCUAUUGUGGCUGUUGGUGAAGAAUCAUAUGCAGAAACUUUUGGUGACAAUGAGGAACCUAAAAUCUGCUGGAAUGGAGCUGAUAUCGUAAGCUUAGUGGCUGAAAGAAUUCCGACAUUGGUAAUUCUUAUAUCAGGAAGACCUGUGGUUUUAGAGGAACGGCUCUUGAAAAACAUAGAUGGUCUAGUGGCUGCUUGGUUGCCUGGUAGUGAAGGAGGAGGAAUAGCGGACCUUUUAUUUGGAGAUUAUGACUUCCAGGGAAAAUUACCAAUGACAUGGUUUAAAAGGGUUGACCAACUCCCAAUGGAUGCUAAUGAUAAAAAUUCAUAUGACCCUCUAUUUCCUCUUGGCUUCGGGUUAACCCUAGGCAAUAAUUUGACCGAUGGUAUACAAGCCCAAACCUUAAUAAAAUCCUCUCUGAGUCAGCCUAAUGGCGAAUUCAUUAUUUCUUUGGACAAUAAUUCCGAGUUUGAACCUGAUUUCUACCACCUCCCAUUGAGGAAAAAAAUAAAAAUAGCAUAAAGAUUUGUGUAAUCAACUAUUAAUUACCACAUUCACUUGCUAUGUGGUAAAUGUUGGGACUUGUAUCUUUUGGUGUUGAGUAAAUUUGGUCAUCAAGAUGGUAGUUUUUGUGUGACAACCAGUGUGAAUGGAUGCAGAACAUUGGUAAGCUAUUUGGUGUCAAUAUAGUGUUAAUUACUCCUAUAAUGCUAAGGCAUUUUCAAAGAUGUUAGUUUCAGGAUUCGAAGGAAUCUAAAAUUAAAUACAUUCAGGUAAGAAUAUUCCAAGGAUGGAUACCAAUGGAAGUAGGGUAUCAAAAUUAGGGAUUGCUAAUAUUAGGCGUAUAAUCUUGAUGGAAUCUGGAAGAACUACUGUCCCAUGAAAAACCAAAAUGUAAUGUGUGCAAUUACCUUAUGAAAUAAUUUUAUCCACUUUGUACUAUUUACUUAACUACAAGACAGGGUUAAUGAUAAUUUGUACUUUAAUAUCUUA